Messenger RNA from Populus trichocarpa (black cottonwood), 928 nucleotides. RefSeq names its product protein NDR1. The transcript has a single exon. The record is from RefSeq and is a predicted model, not a curated record. The coding region runs from base 123 to 749 and encodes 208 amino acids. Gene Ontology annotation, biological process: defense response to other organism. NCBI's taxonomy places the organism in Eukaryota, Viridiplantae, Streptophyta, Magnoliopsida, Malpighiales, Salicaceae.
AGAGGUAAACAAAGACCACAAGGUCCACAACUUCAAUUAUUCUCUCCCCAAAAACAAUCUCUCUCCCUUCUUGAUCUCCUCCAUCAUAGCCCUUUUACGGUUCACCGGGAAACCACCUCAUAAUGCCUGAUUCCGGUGGUGGUGGUUGCGGUAGGUGCUGUUGUAACUUCAUAUUCACUUUAGGGCUAACAGCUCUUUUUAUGUGGCUCAGCUUGCGUACUUCAUCACCCAAUUGUCUACUUAGCAAAUUUUACCUUCCUCUUGACCAAACCUCAAACUCUUCAAACCUUACAUCCCUUGAGUUUGAACUUACACUUAAAAACACCAACAAAGACAAGGGUGUGUACUAUGAUCCAAUAAAUGUCACAUUUUACACUCCAAAUAGGUCCCACGUUAUUGGGAAUUUCACUAUAACAAAGUUUUAUCAGGGGCAUAAAAAGAGUGCUAGAAAGAAUGGCACCAUAUCAAAUAUUGACAGGGAUGUGGUUUCCCAGGCAGCUCCGGCAAAUGGGUCGAUGGCGCUUUUCCCGGUGGAUUUGGCUACUUCAGUGAGGUACAAGAUUCUUAUGUUCAAGACCAAGAGGUAUAAGAUAAGGGUGGAGGCUAAUGUGGAAGUCAUUGCUACCAUUAUUAAAGUCAACCACAAAGACAUAAAGCUCAAGUCUAAUGCAGAUAAGAUUAGGAGCUAUUGUGGGCAAAUGGGAUUUUUUUUUGCUAACCUUUUGGUUUUAGGUUUGCUUAUUUUUUGAUGAAUCUAGAUGGCAUUGUUUCUUGUAGUAUGUCUGAAUUUUGGUAUGUUUGAGUUUUGGGAUGAUUUGUUUUUUUUGGUAUCUUUAUUUUCUGGAAAAUUCUUGUUCUUUUACUAACAGAUUGUAUCUGAAGUUUAUACAUGGAAGUUACGAUAUAUACAUUUUCUUCUUUUAGAGAA